AUGAAGACUCUGGUGAUUGUGUCCCUGCUCCUGUGUGCGUUGGCGUGCACCGUCCAGGUGAGAGCCGAGGUGAAGGCGGUGAAGCUGUGUGGUCGAGAGUUCCUGAGAGCCGUGGUCUACACCUGCGGAGGCUCCCGCUGGAGGAGACUCCUCACCGAGUCAGACGGGGACGCUCUGCCGACAGAGGAACAGAGCAGCCUGGAGAACCAGAGCGGCGGCAGCAGCUCCUCGACCGCUGCACUGACCAGACGAGACAUGAAUAACAUACUGACCAACGCGUGCUGCCAGGUGGGCUGCAGGAAGAGUGACCUGACCUUCCUCUGCUGA
Pleuronectes platessa (European plaice) is the source of this 327-nucleotide messenger RNA. RefSeq names its product insulin-like 5a (gene insl5a). NCBI's taxonomy places the organism in Eukaryota, Metazoa, Chordata, Actinopteri, Pleuronectiformes, Pleuronectidae. Bases 1 to 327 code for a protein of 108 amino acids. The transcript is spliced from 2 exons. Gene Ontology annotation, molecular function: hormone activity. Gene Ontology annotation, cellular component: extracellular region. The record is from RefSeq and is a predicted model, not a curated record.